Penicillium robsamsonii is the source of this 243-nucleotide messenger RNA. Its product is annotated as Retrovirus polyprotein. The transcript is spliced from 2 exons. Bases 1 to 243 code for a protein of 80 amino acids. NCBI's taxonomy places the organism in Eukaryota, Fungi, Ascomycota, Eurotiomycetes, Eurotiales, Aspergillaceae. The record is from RefSeq and is a predicted model, not a curated record.
AUGAUUCUCGGACGAAUGUGGUUCGCUGAGCAUGAUGUCCUCCUUAAUUACCGACGACACCGAAUGAUUUGGCCAGAUGAAAGAACUCUUUUCGAUGAGGUGAGAUCUCCGCAGGACGAUAUUCACCAGAAGGACGUAGACCGAAGAGAUCGUCUCUCCGAGCUAGCAGAGAUAACUACACGGAUGCAGAAGCUAAGGGGGGAUAUCUACCCUCACGCUCGUGAGCGCCAGUACGGUCAUUAG